UUCAGUGUGGAAGUUCAAAGCGAAAUCCCUUUUAAAAAACCUCAAACGUAAUUUAUACGUCAUUAAAAUGGUCUUUUUAUACGUUUCACAACCACUCAAGUUUGUCCACGACCUGUUUCCGUAGCUCUCAUUCUCGCCGCAUGCGUACUACCUACCUUUAGAACGUCUUGCUUUUCACGCGUGUUGAGAUCUACAAUUCAGCAAAGUCUGUUUUAAGCCAGAGCUUGAGUUAAUAUAAGACGUGUUGUUGAUCGAUAUGGGAGGACAGGCUAAGGGCAAACAGAAAAAUAAACCGAAGAGGAAAGAGAAUCGCCCAACCAGGGGAGAUGCAGGAUUUGUUGGGUUGUCACCCCAGGACAGGGUGAAACUUAGAAUGCAUGAGAAAGCCAAGAAGAAGACAGCUGAGAAAUACACUGUUCAGCAGCUACUAGAAAAGACAGAGGAAUGCAUGGACGGUUUUGACUUUGACAUGGCUGGCCUUUUCUGUCAACGAGCACUGGAUGUGGAGCCCACCAACCUGCAAGCUCUCGAUAUGCUGGGACACAUCUGCUCUGAACAAGGAGACACCACCAAGGCGAAGGGAGCUUUUCUGCGUGCAGUGGAGCUGAGCCCUGAUGUAGGCCACAGUAAGUACAUGUACCUUGGACAGGUCCACACUGGCCAGGAGGCUGUCGACUACUACACCAGAGGGAUACAGGUCCUACUGUCUGCAUUGGACAAACAAGCACAGACCACAGCUCAGGCUGGAGCUGCUGCCCAACCAGAGGACGCUGAUCUUCCAACAGUGAAGGAUGCCAGUGUAGCCUACUGCUCACUCGCCGAGAUUUACCUAACAGACCUCUGCAUGGAAGAAGGAGCUGCAGACAAGUGCAAAGACUUUAUUGAGAAAGCAUUACAGUAUCACCAUGACAACCCAGAGGCUCUACAGCUCAUGGCCAGUUACCUGUUCAGUACAGAGAGAAACCAGGAGGGCAGAGAAUACCUGCUGAAGAGCGUUGGACUGUGGCUUCCUGCCCAGAAGGAGAGCGUUGCUUCUUCCAACGCAGAAGGAUGGAUGCAGAGUGAGGUUCCUCCGUACGAGUCCCGCAUCACAACAGCCAAACUGCUCAUUGAAUCGGAAGAAUACGAGAUGGCCGUAGAUGUGUUGGAGGGACUUCUUGAAGAGGAUGACGAGGUCGUCCAGGUGUGGUAUCUCUCUGGCUGGGUGUGCUACCUCCAACUGGAAAAGGCAAAAGAGCAGCAAGAUAGAGAAGGGAGGGAAGUGACGCAGGAGGAGACCGAGGAGUGGAAGGCACUGAAGGAGGCAGCCAGGUCGUACCUGACUAAAGCUAAGAAGCUUUACAAUAAGCUGCAAUGUGACGACCAGCCGAUUUUAGAGCAUGUGGAGCAGCUGCUGGGUGAGCUGGGGGGAGAGAUGGAGGCAGAGGAGGGAGACCAUGACUUGGAAGAAGACUAUGAACCCUGUAGUGAUGAGGAGGAGGUCGAAGCAGAGGCAGCCAUGGACUUCUGAUUUCAAAUCCCACCAUCAUAUUUUCUUUCGUUUUACCGAGUGCUCUAUCUACAAAGUGCCUUUAUUUGACUGGUUAUCCUUUCACACCCACUUAUCAGCAGUGAAAUAUUAUAUAAUAUAAUAUAAGUGAGAUGCACGAAAAUAGUGCCAUUAAAAACUGCAGUCCACUCAAUCUCUUUGAGGUCAGUUGUUUAAUGAUUUUGGUGAAAUAAAUGCUUACUUGAGUAAUACUUACUUUAAUCUCUUUGACAGAAGGUUGUUGAUGAAAGAAAUGCGUUUUAGAGCUUUAUGUUUGUGCUGCGGCAAAAGCAAAAUGAUGCCUUUUCCUUACACACACACACACAUACAUGGUUUCUAGGAGCAAAGGUACACAAUAGAUGUGUCUACUGCCCGACAAAACAUUUUCAUAGGCAACAAUUUUAUUUCAACAGCUCCUCUUCAGUUCCCUCUCAAGCGCAUAUCAUCAUUCAGCAUAUCAUUAAGCAUGAUUAGAUUAGAUUAAAGUAAGUUAAGUAAAGCUCUUUUAUUAUCCAAGUCCAAUGAUGUACAGUGCUUGAGUUUCAAUGUUGUUCAGUUUAUUCUCUUAUUUUGGCUGUUUUUCACUUCCUAAACUGUAUGUUAACUCAGUGGAUACAACAAGACAAGACACAAUAGAGAGAAUUUGACAUCAACCUUUCUUCAUUUUUUCUUUUCUUCUUUUCUGUGCUAUCUAAAAAGGCUGGUUCAAUGUUUGAAAAGGUAGGAACACCUUGCAACUGAAGAUUUUUUAUUAUUUUUUUAUUGAAAUUCUCAGACAAGGACAUGUAAAAAUAAUGGGACAAUUCUUUAAAUUCUGACAUUUGAACAUCAUUUUGUAACCAACGCUGAAAAAUAAAAAAAAAUACAUCUACUACA
This is a messenger RNA of Solea solea (common sole), 2404 nucleotides long. RefSeq lists its product as uncharacterized. The transcript is spliced from 11 exons. NCBI's taxonomy places the organism in Eukaryota, Metazoa, Chordata, Actinopteri, Pleuronectiformes, Soleidae. The record is from RefSeq and is a predicted model, not a curated record. The coding region runs from base 257 to 1510 and encodes 417 amino acids. Gene Ontology annotation, biological process: cell division. Gene Ontology annotation, molecular function: protein binding.